AGGUGUAUAUUUAGCCGCGGUUUAUUUCCAGAAGCAUGCACAAUAUUGAAGUUCAGAAACUUGUAAGAGGAGAAUCUAGGCGAACGAGCUAGCUGCAUUCUAGAUGGCAGAGGAAAACUCAAGAGCACAUGACGACAGGCCUCUCUGGCAGCAACGUAGCAAAAUUUACAAAAUGUUAACAAAUAAAGACCCGGAGAUUAUUCGGCAAAAAAAAAAAGAGGAGAUUAUUGGUUUUCUUUGUGAAUGCUGGAAAUGUAAACCUGCAGAACCGCUAGAUGGUCGAGGCAACACGCUUCUUCAUUUGCUAGUUAUCUGCAAUUAUGUGGAGGCUUUAGAGAGACUGUUGGAUGAAAGUGAUAUUAGCCAAGAGCAGCUCAAGAAACAAAAUCUUAGAGGUGAAACAGCCCUGCACGAAGCCGCGAGGCAUGAUAAUGAUGGUAUUGUUGAUUUGCUGUUACAAAAAGAACAUGUGUUCAUCUCAAAGAUUGGCUGUACAGUUCCCCUGUGCAAUUGCAAAAAAUGUGUUGAAGCAGUGUCCGCGAAGAAAAAUAAUUUAGUUUCUGUCCGCAAUGAAUUAGGAGAGACGGCGCUCUACCUGGCGGCUGCUUCUGGAAAAUGGAAAGUUUUCCAGAAGAUUCUGGAAUGUAACGGUGAUGAUUGUAUGACACAGAGCAACGAUGGCUGCACUGUUCUUCAUGCCGCUAUUAUGGGAGAAUACUACCGCACGGCUACAAAUAUAUUGCAAUUGAAAAAACAUGGUCUUGCUACAAAAUGUAACAAAAAUGGGGAGACACCUUUGAAUCUGCUGGCCUCUUCACCAUCUUCAUUUCGGAGCAACUCUUACUAUACAACAGCAACUAUGGGCAAGGCAUCGUUCAUUCCUCUACAAAGUUUAAGAGUUCUAUUCUACACGUACUUUAUACCACUCAAGUAUACUAUCAAUUCGAUGAGAGAAGGCGAUGAGGAGGAUCAAAGUAGCGGAUGGAAAACCUACAUCAAAGAUAAAGAAAGAAAUCGACUUUUCAACGAAUUUUUGAAAUGGCCCUGGAUUCAACCAAUAGAUGAUACGAAGCAAAAGAAUAUGAUUGCAGUAGCACUUGCAAGGCAACUUCUGGAGGAAGAGGAAGAUUGGAGUCGUUACACAUAUUCUGCAGAUAAAAACCAUGAUCAAUCCAAAACAUCAGAUAAGGCAAAUUAUAACCCUCUUAUACAAGCCAUUGAAAUGGGCAUUCCUGAAUUAGUCGUGGAAAUCCUGCGUUAUUUUCCUGAUGCUGCCAACUCUAUUAGUAAGGAUGGAAGGAACGUCUUCCAUUAUGCAGCCGAGCAUAGGGGUGGUGACAUUUACGAGAUGCUGAAGAAAUCUGCCAUUAACAAGGACAGAAUGCUGUUGGAUGUUGAUAAUGAAGGAAACACUAUAUUACAUCAUGCAACGAAGACCAAGCCUGCCACAAAUUUUUCUUUAGGAGUCGCUAACCUGAUGGCCUGGGAUAUCUUUUGGUUUCAGCGAAUAAGACAUGACUGUCCUCCACAUCUAUUGCAUACUAAAAACAAUGAUGGGAACACAGCAGAGGACUUAUCGCUGAAAGACUACAAAAAUAAACGACAAGCAGCUGAGAAAGCGGUGAAAGAAAUGAAUCAAGGUCUAAUGGUGGUGGCAGCAUUGAUUGCCACUGUAAGUUUCACAGCUGUUUUCACAGCUCCCGGAGGAUUUGAUCAAAGUGAAGGUGAAACUCAAGGCACUCCCCUGCUCUUAAAAGGAAAAGACCAUCAUCACGAUCUAGUUCUAUUUCUAAGUUACGUUGGCCUUACUUUUUUCGCUUCUUUGAUUGCCUUGGGAACUCUUCUGUCAACUCAGUUGUCGCGAUUUCAUUUGGAUGAUCUGUACUUUGCACUGCCACUAAAGUACUCGAUUGCUAUUUCGUGUCUCUUCCUCUCCUCGUGCUCUAUAUUCACCACUUUUCUCCAGGCCUUAGUACUUGAGGAUUACAUGCCUCCGUAUUACUUCACAUCCCUCAUCAUUGGCUGCGUCAUCAUGGGCCUAGUUUACGUCGAUUCCAUAUACGAUGUCUUAACUUAUAUAGUCGAGGUUCUGCGACAUUCAAGGACAUACAGGAGCCAAGAACGGUCAUAAGAUGUUGGCUGCAUAUGUCAUCAAAGCAAUAUAUUUGUUUGGGAAGCUGCUAUUGUAUUUUAUUCUUAUAUGUCAUCCCAGCACAUUAUUUUCCUGAGAGCACUUCUCUGAGAUUAGAUUUACGCUCUAAGCACUUGACUUGCUCCGUCGUGUUUUAUUGUUCAAGUGUAGAGUAUAAAAUUGGUGCCCGAACUUUAUCUAAUUUUUCAUUUUGGUGA
Molecule: messenger RNA, 2349 nt
Organism: Daucus carota subsp. sativus
Lineage: Eukaryota; Viridiplantae; Streptophyta; Magnoliopsida; Apiales; Apiaceae
Exons: 5
Coding region: 104-2131 (675 amino acids)
Cellular component (GO): membrane
Molecular function (GO): protein binding
Source: RefSeq, a predicted model, not a curated record